This is a messenger RNA of Coccinella septempunctata (seven-spotted ladybird), 3303 nucleotides long. RefSeq lists its product as uncharacterized. Gene Ontology annotation, molecular function: nucleic acid binding. The transcript is spliced from 3 exons. Gene Ontology annotation, biological process: DNA integration. Lineage: Eukaryota; Metazoa; Arthropoda; Insecta; Coleoptera; Coccinellidae. The record is from RefSeq and is a predicted model, not a curated record. Bases 1 to 3303 code for a protein of 1100 amino acids.
AUGGGUUAUGCUCAGACAGGAUAUAGACUGUGGGACUUAGAAAAUCAAAAAUUGAUAGUUGCAAGAGAUGUUGUGUUUGAUGAAGAUGAAUUUAGGUUUGAGAGAGAUGAAUGCAUGAAUAAGAGUCAGUGGUUCGAUGAGAAUGAUGUGAGUGAACAAAUAAAUGAUGAUGAACAAGUGUGUGAGAAGGGGGAUGAAGGAGACACUGUAGAUAGACCAGGGAAUAAGAGACAAGUUAAAAUUCCUGAAAGGUUUAAUGAUUACGAACUAUACAUGGCGUUUGAUGCAUGUAGUUUUAUUGAGAAUGUGCCUAAAAAUUUUGAUGAAAUAGAAAAUAGAACAGAUAGGGAUAAUUGGAUGAAAGCUUUGGAAAGAGAACUUGAGUCAAUAGAAAUAAAUGAGACAUGGCAAGUAGUUGAUAAGCCUCAAGGUAUUCAAAUUUUGGACACAAAAUGGGUGUUUUCAUAUAAAUCAAUGGAAGAGAAUGAGAUGGAUAAAUUUGAGGCACGAAUGGUGGACCGAAGCUACAAGCAUAAGUAUGUUUUCACAGCCGACAUUCGGCAAAUGUACCGUCAGAUCUUGGUUGACCCUGUUCACCGUAAGUAUCAGCGGAUUCUAUGGCGGUUCAGUCCAUCAGAUCCGGUUGAAUGCUAUGAACUCAACACGGUCACGUAUGGAGUUUCUUCGGCGCCUUUUCUGGCCCUUCGAACAUUGCAUAAAUUAGCAGAUGAUGAAGAAACAUCUUUUUCCCUGGCAGCUAGAAUCCUUCGUGAUGACGUAUAUGUAGAUGACGUCGUGUCGGGAUCUGAUGAUCUCCAAGGUUCCAUCAACCUCAGGGAUGAUCUGAUUGCUCUAUUGGGUAGGGGUGGAUUCGAGUUGAGAAAGUGGUCAAGUAAUAAUCCAUGUAUUCUUGAAGGUAUUCCAGAUGACCAUCAGUUGUCACAAUCCUUUUCCUUCGAUGAGGGCGAUUUUGUCAAAAUUCUGGGUUUGAGAUGGAAUCCUUGCUCAGACUGUUUUUCAUUUGCCGUUACAGGAAUAGAAAAUAGUUGUACGAAACGGAGUAUUCUUUCACAACUUGCACGCAUCUAUGAUCCAUUGGGUUUUCUAACACCCUUCACAUUUCUUAUGAAAUAUUUUAUUCAGCUGCUCUGGGUUCAGGGAUUGCAGUGGGAUCAGGUUCCUUCAUCGGAAUUUGUCGAUCAUUGGAGUCAGUGCAGGUCCGAAUUGUCUGAUCUGCAGGAGUUACAAAUUUCGCGACGUCUAAGUCUUAGUUCAAGGGUGAGAUGUGAACUACACGGAUUUGGUGAUGCAAGCGAGAGAGGAUAUGCUGCAGUGGCCUACUUCCGAUUUUUAAACACUGCAGGAGAGGUCUCGAUUUCUUUCAUUUGCGCCAAGUCUAAAGUUGCUCCAAUUAGGCGAAUUUCACUUCCUCGUUUAGAGUUAUGUGCCUCUUUAUUACUGGCCAAAUUAAUUUCUUUCAUCAAAUCCACUUAUUCAUCUAUUAAAAUAGAUGAUAUAUACGCUUGGUCAGAUUCUAAAGUUGCUCUAGCGUGGAUUAAAUCUUCUCCUCAUAAAUGGAAAUCCUUUGUCAGCAAUAGAACGACAAAAAUUCAGGAUUUGGUACCGCCGGAACGUUGGUUUCAUGUGAGGUCUGAAGACAAUCCUGCUGAUUUUGGAUCUAGGGGACUCACGCCAUCAAAACUGGUGAGAUGCACCAUGUGGUGGUCGGGACCAAGUUGGUUGUCCUCACCAGCUCCAUUCAACUUGGAGGUGGAGUUUUCAGGUUCUGAUGAUCCCUUAUGUUCAGCAGAGGCAGGAAAAAUUGCAUUGACAACCUGUAUCGAAACAACCUUGGUUGAUGAUAUUUUGUCCAGGUUUUCUACGCUCUCCAAAAUUCAGAAUGUUCUGGCUUAUGUUUUGAGGUUUUGUUUCAAUUCUAGAUAUCCUUCUCUACGCCGACGUGGUGGCUUGACUUCCUCGGAGCUAAAGAAAUCUCUUUAUCUCAUCGUGAAAACUGUUCAAUCACAGGUUUUUAGUGAUGAUAUACUCAAUCUUCAGAGAAAGAAACUUAUUUCCAAACCGCUAAGAAAAUUAAACGCGUUUCUUGAUUCAGAUGGAAUUCUCAGGGUGGGCGGUCGUAUUGCCUUUUCUGGACUCUCCUACGAGAAUAAACAUCCAGCACUUCUUCCUUGUCACCAUCUCUUAACAGAUUUAAUUAUCCGACAUUUUCAUAUUCUUUAUCUGCAUCCAGGGCAUCAGAUGCUACAAUAUUUAUUAUGCCAACAGUUUUGGAUUCUUUCACCACGAAGAGCGAUUCAUCGUGUACUUUCUAAAUGUAAUACAUGCUUCAGAGUAAACCCAAAACCUGUCCAACCACUCAUGGGAAAUUUACCCGCUGUUCGUUUAAAUAAAAUUAAACCUUUUAGGUGCGUUGGCGUUGAUUUUGGGGGCCCUUUCUUCGUUACCAUGUCACGAAGUCGUGGAACUAAAUAUACCAAAGCAUAUAUAUGCCUUUUUAUAUGUUUUGCUGUGAAGGCAGUACACGUUGAGCUAGUUUCUGAUCUCUCCUCAGAGGCCUUUCUGGCAGCAUUACGACGAUUUAUUGCCCGUCGCGGUAGGUGUCAGAGAAUUUUUAGUGACGGAGGUACCAAUUUCCGAGGUGCUCACGGAAUUCUACUCAAUUUGAUGAAAAAUGCGGUAGAAAGUGAAAAAAUUGAGUGGACGUUCAAUCCCCCGUCAUCCCCUCACUUUGGAGGACUUUGGGAGGCGGGAAUAAAAUCUACGAAGACUCAUCUCCUGAGAGUAAUAGGUGAACAAAAGCUCACCUAUGAGGAGUUGUACACUGUGCUCACACAAAUUGAGGCCGUUCUAAAUUCGCGCCCUCUAUGCCCUCUUAGCAGUGACCCCAACGAUACCUCAGCUUUAACCCCAGGACAUUUUUUAACUCUUGCGCCUCUCUCAGCACUACCUGAUGAAGAUUUGUCCGAUCUACCGAUGAGAAGGCUUUCUCGAUGGCAAUUAUUAACACGAAUGCAUCGGGAUUUUUGGAAGCGUUGGCAAAGGGAAUAUUUACACACUUUGCAACAGCGGAAAAAGUGGAAUGAAUCAUCCAAUUAUCCAUUGAAGCCAGGAAUUCUGGUCAUUGUAAAUGACGGGCCAAUCUCACCUUUACGUUGGCGCUUGGCACGUAUAGAAAAAUUACACCCUGGCUCCGAUGGAAUAGCUCGUGUGGCUACAAUCAGAACCGUUAAUGGGUCACUGCAGCGACCUGUCGUUAAGCUUUGUCCGCUUCCCGAACAAUAG